AUGCCGAGCGCGGCGGAACCGGCGGCGCCGUCAGAGAACGCGGACCUGGAACCCGGCGUGGACCCGCGACUGCGACUCCUGGGGGCCUGCGUGGCCCGGAGCCUGCGGCCGGCUGCCGGGGCCUGGGAGCGCUGCGCGGGCACGGCCGAGGCGGAGCAGCUGCUCCACGCCUUCCUGGGCCGCGAUGCUGCCGAGGGGCCGCGGCCGCUGCUUUGGUGCGGCCCGGGCCCCGGGGGCCUGGCGCUGUGUCCGGGGCUGGACGCGGGACCCGAGUCCGGCCCUUCCUCGCGCCAAGGGGCUUCUUUUUUCCUGCGCACCAGGCCCGAGCCGCCGGGGCCCACAGCCUUCCGCGGCGCAGUGCUUUGCGGGGACCUGCCCGCCGUCGUGAUCCCCAUCUUGGUCAAUGGGAAGAACCACCUGGACUGGCCCCCUGUGGUAUGUCAAGAUGUCCAGCGGCGCGCCCACAGCCUCCAGUGUGACCUCAUGGUUCUCCUUGAGCAAGUGAGGGGGAAAACUUUGCUGCCUCUUCCCGUAGGCUCAGAAAACAUGGAUUUUGUGGAUUCUGAGAGUGAGACCGUCUUGGAUUCCAUGGAUAAGUCCGUCAUCUAUGCCAUUGAGUCUGCAGUGAUCCAGUGGAGUCGCCAGGUGCAGGCGGUCCUCAACAAGGAGUCUUCCCAGCCACUCUUCCAAGGAGAAAACCCCACGCCCUGGGUGGAGUUGGAGUUCUGGAAGAGCAGGUCUGAGGACCUGGAAUACAUUUAUGAUCAACUAAGAACGAUAAAGGUGAGGGGCAUGGCGGGGCUCCUGGACAAGCUUCAGAGCAGCUACUUCCCAGCCUUCCAAGCCAUGUGCAGAGAUGUCGCAGCAGCUCUGAUGGAGGCGAAGGACAUCCACACGCACCUGAUGCCGCUCCACCGCCACCUGGAAGCCCUCGAGGCCUUGGAGUUCCCAGAGGUGAAGCCACAGCUGCGGCCUCUACUCCAUGUGGUCUGUCUGAUUUGGGCCACAUGCAAGUCCUACUGCUCCCCGGGGCGGCUCACUGUGCUGCUCCAGGAGAUCUGCAACCUUCUCAUCCAGCAGGCCUCCGAUUAUCUCAGCCCAGAAGACCUCCUGAAAAGUGAGGUGGAAGAAAGUCAGCGAAAACUGCAAGUGGUCGUGGACACCUUGAACUUCUUCAAGCAGGUGUUUCAGGACAGAAGGGAGGCUCUCCACACUUACUUCAAGGAGAGCCAGGAAGUCAGGGCGUGGGAUUUCCAGUCUUCUUUGGUGUUUGUGCGAUUGGACGGCUUCCUGAGGCGCCUGCUCAUGGUGCAGGACCUUCUGAAGACGACCUUGGACUUUCACAACCUGCAGAAGCUCGAGUUCAGUGGCAUCAGAGGCAACGCCCUGAGUCAGCAGGUCCAGCAAAUGGACCACGAAUUUCAGGAGAUGUGCAGGGUCUUCUCAGAGUCCUGCCACGACUGCCUGGACCCCCAAGGCAUGGAAUUUGAGAAUGAUGUCUCUAAAUUUAACCAGAGAGUAGAAGAUCUUGACCGAAGACUGGGGACUAUCUUUAUUCAAGCCUUUGAUGACGCACCUGAUUUGGAGCACGCCUUUAAGCUGCUAGACAUAGCAGGCAACCUCCUCGAAAGACCACUGGUAGCACGAGAUGCAUCUGAUAAGUACCUGGUGCUUCUCCAGAUGUUUAACAAAGAAUUGGAUACAGUGAGGACAAUCUACAGUCAGCGUGUCCAGGAGGAGGCAGAACUUGGCUUCUCCCCGGUGCACAAGAACAUGCCCUCGGUGGCCGGGGGUCUUCGCUGGGCCCAGGAGCUGAGGCAGCGCAUCCAGGGUCCCUUCGCCAACUUCGGGCGCAUCACACAUCCUUGCAUGGAAUCUGCCGAAGGAAAGCGGAUGAUACAAAAGUAUGAAGAUGUGCUGUCGUUGCUGGAAAAGUACCAGGCAAGACUCUAUGAGGACUGGUGCCAGACGGUGUCGAAGCAGUCACAGUACAACCUCUCCCGGCCACUUCUGACACGAGACCCAGCGACUAAGCAGAUUACCGUCAACUUUAACCCACAGCUGGUGUCUGUGCUCAAAGAGAUGAGCUACCUUCAGCCCCGGCAGCUGAAGCACAUCCCGGAGACCGCAGCAGCCAUGUUCUCCUCCAGGGAGUUCUAUCGGCAGCUUGUGGCUAACCUGGAGCUGAUGGCAAAUUGGUACAACAAGGUUAUGAAAACACUGCUGGAGGUGGAAUUCCCAUUAGUGGCGGAAGAGCUGCGGAACAUCGAUCUCCACCUGCGAGCUGCGGAGGAGGCUCUGAACUGGAAAAGCGAAGGCAUUUGGGAUUAUGUCAUUCAAAUCACCAGUAGCAUUCGUGACCUUGAGAAAAGAAUUCAGAAAACCAAAGACAACGUGGAAGAGAUUCAGAGCAUCAUGAAAACAUGGGCGUCUCCAAUAUUUAAGAGAAAGGAUGGGAAAAGGGAGAGCCUGCUUUCUGUGGAGGAGCAGCAUGAUCGGAUGGAAAAAUAUUACAGCUGCAUCAGAGAGUCUGGCCUGAAGAUUCACGCUCUGGUUCAGGAAAACUUGGAUCUUUUCUCAGCAGACCCCACCUCCGAUAUCUGGAAGACUUACGUUGACUACAUUGAUGAUAUGUUGCUGGAUGGAUUCUUUCUUGCCAUUGAGUGCUCCCUCAAGUACCUCCUGGAAAACACUGAAUGUAAGGCAGGACUCAACCCAAUAUUUGAAGUACAGCUGUGCUUGGCAGUCCCAGAACUGGUUUUCUCCCCAUCCCUGGAGUCUGGAGUGAAGGGUGGCUUCUAUGACAUGGUUGAGGGGCUUGUCACCAGCAUUUUUAGAAUAUCGUCUUUGGUGCCACGGCUUUCCCCACAGAACAGCUCUCCCCACUAUCAGGCUGACAUGGAGGGCCUGGCCGACUUGGCGAGGAUGCGGAGCGUGCUCAUGGAGAGAGCGCGGAGCAUGAUGGCCCUGUGCUGCAGCUACCGAGACACCUUCAGCCAGUAUUCCUACCUGUACGUGGAGGACCGGAGGGAGAUCCUGGGUCAGUUUCUGCUGUAUGGGCACAUCCCCACACCCGAGGAGAUCGAGGCCCACGAAGAAGACGGCAUCCCGGAGAACCCACCCCUCCUGCAUCAGUUCCAAGCCCAGAUCGACUCCUACGAGCAGCUCUAUGGAGAGGUGUGCAGGCUGGAGCCCGUCAAGGUGUUUGACAGCUGGAUGAAGAUCGACGUGCGGCCCUUCAAAGCGUCUCUGCUGAACAUAAUUAAGAGGUGGAGCCUCAUGUUCAAGCAGCAUCUUGUUGACUAUGUCACUAACAGCUUGGCAGACCUUGACGUGUUUAUAAAAAAUAGUGAGGGCAGCUUGCUCAAGAAAGUCGAAAAAGGAGAUUCCAACGGACUGGUCGAGAUUAUGCAACACCUUAUGGCUCUUAAAGAAAGGCAGAGCAGCACUGAUGAGAUGUUUGAGCCCUUAAAGCAAACCAUUGAAUUGCUGAAGACCUAUGAGCAAGAGUUGCCGGAAACGGUGUUUAAGCUGCUGGAGGAGCUGCCUGAGAAGUGGAACAACAUAAAAAAGUUGGCCAUCACUGUGCGGCAGCACGUGGCCCCCCUGCAGGCCAGCGAGGUGGCCCUUCUCCGGCAGAGGUGCACCGCCUUCGAGGCUGAGCAGCAGCAGUUCUGGGAGCGAUUCCACAGAGAGGCGCCCUUCAGGUUUGAUAGCACCGACCCUCAUCAAAGCCUGGAUGCCAGGCACAUGGAGCUCCAGGAGAUGGAAUCCGCCAUGGCCUCCAUUUCCGAUUCUGCCAGCUUGUUUGAGGUCAACGUUCCUGACUACAGGCAGCUGAGGCAGUGCCGGAGGGAGAUCUGCCAGCUGAAGGAGCUCUGGGACACCGUUGGCAUGGUGACCUCCAACAUCCAUGCCUGGGAGGCCACCCCAUGGAAGAGCAUCAACGUGGAGGCUAUGGACUUGGAGUGCAAAAGGUUUGCCAGGUACCUGCGGAACCUCGACAAGGAGGUCAGGGCCUGGGAUGCAUUCACAGGCCUGGAAAGCAUGGUGUUGAACACACUGACCUCCCUGAGGGCAGUGGCUGAGCUGCAGAACCCGGCCAUCCGGGAGCGGCACUGGAGGCAGCUGAUGCAGGCCACGGGCGUGAGCUUCACCAUGGGCGAGGGCACCACCCUGGCACAGCUUCUGCAGCUCCAGUUGCACCGCUUUGAGGAUGAGGUCCAGGGCAUCGUGGACAGAGCUGUGAAGGAGAUGGGUAUGGAGAAGACCUUAAAGGAGCUGCAGGCCACGUGGGCCGGCAUGGAAUUCCAAUACGAGCUCCACCUGCGGACCAGCGUCCCUCUGCUGCGUUCAGAUGAGGACCUCAUCGAGGUUUUGGAGGAUAACCAAGUCCAACUUCAGAACCUGAUGAUGUCCAAGUACAUAGCCUUUUUCCUGGAGGAAGUGUCGGGCUGGCAGAAGAAGCUGUCCACGGCGGACGCUGUCAUCUCCGCGUGGUUUGAUGUGCAGCGGACAUGGUCCCACCUGGAAAGUAUAUUCAUUGGCUCUGAAGACAUCCGGGCUCAGCUGCCCCAGGAUUCUGAAAGAUUUGAGGGCAUUGACAUGGACUUUAAAGAGCUCGCUUAUGAUGCUCAGAAAACUCCAAAUGUAGUGGAAGCCACCAACAAGCCAGGGCUUUAUGAGAGGCUGGAGGACAUUCAGAGCAGAUUGUACCUGUGUGAGAAGGCCCUGGCGGAGUACCUGGACACCAAAAGGCUGGCCUUCCCCAGGUUUUACUUCCUCUCCUCUUCUGAUCUGUUAGAUAUCCUUUCCAACGGCACAGCCCCGCAGCAGGUUCAACGCCACCUUUCCAAACUCUUUGACAAUAUGGCCAGGAUGCAGUUCCAGCUGGACGCCAGUGAGCAGCCAACCAAGAUAAGUCUCGGCAUGUACAGCAAGGAGGAGGAGUACGUGGCCUUCAGCGAGCCCUGCAGCUGCAGUGGGCAGGUGGAAACAUGGUUGGACCACGUGCUUGCUCACAUGAAGGCCACCGUGAGGCAUGAGAUGACCGACGGUGUGACUGCCUAUGAGGAAAAGCCCAGGGAGCAGUGGCUCUUUGACUAUCCAGCUCAGGUGGCCCUGACCUGCACCCAGAUCUGGUGGACCACAGAGGUGGGCAUGGCAUUUGCCAGAUUGGAGGAAGGCUAUGAGAGUGCCAUGAAAGACUAUUACAAGAAGCAAGUGGCCCAGCUCAAAGCCCUCAUCACCAUGCUGAUUGGCCAGCUCUCCAAGGGGGACCGGCAGAAGGUCAUGACCAUAUGCACCAUCGAUGUGCACGCCCGGGACGUGGUGGCCAAGAUGAUUGCUCAGAAGGUGGACAGUGCCCAGGCCUUUCUCUGGCUGUCCCAGCUGCGGCAUCGUUGGGAUGACGAGGCCAAACACUGCUUUGCCAACAUCUGUGAUGCCCAGUUUCUAUAUUCCUAUGAGUACCUGGGAAAUACACCUCGCCUUGUGAUCACACCUUUGACAGACAGGUGCUACAUCACCCUCACCCAGUCUCUGCACCUGACCAUGAGUGGGGCUCCAGCGGGACCUGCAGGCACAGGCAAGACAGAGACCACCAAGGACCUGGGCCGCGCGCUGGGCAUCAUGGUCUACGUGUUUAACUGCUCAGAGCAAAUGGACUACAAGUCUUGCGGCAACAUCUACAAGGGCCUUGCUCAAACCGGUGCCUGGGGCUGUUUUGAUGAAUUUAAUCGAAUCUCCGUGGAGGUCCUGUCGGUGGUGGCAGUACAG
Molecule: messenger RNA, 5778 nt
Organism: Myotis lucifugus (little brown bat)
Lineage: Eukaryota; Metazoa; Chordata; Mammalia; Chiroptera; Vespertilionidae
Gene: DNAH9
Product: dynein axonemal heavy chain 9
Biological process (GO): microtubule-based movement
Cellular component (GO): dynein complex
Molecular function (GO): ATP binding; minus-end-directed microtubule motor activity; dynein light intermediate chain binding
Source: RefSeq, a predicted model, not a curated record